Messenger RNA from Carya illinoinensis, 369 nucleotides. RefSeq names its product phospholipase A2-alpha-like. The coding region runs from base 1 to 369 and encodes 122 amino acids. Gene Ontology annotation, molecular function: A2-type glycerophospholipase activity. The transcript is spliced from 3 exons. The record is from RefSeq and is a predicted model, not a curated record. NCBI's taxonomy places the organism in Eukaryota, Viridiplantae, Streptophyta, Magnoliopsida, Fagales, Juglandaceae. Gene Ontology annotation, biological process: arachidonate secretion; phospholipid metabolic process.
AUGGCUCCUGCAGACAAAUCAUCGAAGUUUGUUCUUCUAGUCGCAUGCUCCCUUAUCGUCCUCAACCUUUUCUGUAUUGAUCCUGUCCAUGCCCUAGACCUCGGUCUUAAAGUUAAAGGACCUGUUAAAGCUCUGGUUAAACACUUCAACUGUAGUAGAAAAUGCGAGUCAGAAUUCUGUAAAGAUGGUUAUGGCUAUAUAAACAGAGAGUGCAGCCUAAAUUUACUGAAAUGUAUGGAAAAGGUUAAAAAGUCAGGAGCUAAGACGUUUAAGGGGAGCAAAUGCAAAGCUGGUGAGGUGAUUGAUGUUAUUACUGAUGUCAUUAAAGUUGCUGUACGUGCUGGAAGAUUUGUUCCCCCAUCAAAAUAG